Sporisorium graminicola is the source of this 4044-nucleotide messenger RNA. RefSeq lists its product as uncharacterized. Gene Ontology annotation, cellular component: elongator holoenzyme complex; nucleus; cytoplasm. Gene Ontology annotation, biological process: protein phosphorylation; tRNA wobble uridine modification; intracellular signal transduction. The transcript has a single exon. Gene Ontology annotation, molecular function: MAP kinase activity; ATP binding. Lineage: Eukaryota; Fungi; Basidiomycota; Ustilaginomycetes; Ustilaginales; Ustilaginaceae. The coding region runs from base 1 to 4044 and encodes 1347 amino acids. The record is from RefSeq and is a predicted model, not a curated record.
AUGCCAGCACCACACGCCACGCCUCUUUCACCGCCCCCGCCCCACACCACCAACGCCGCAUCCUCCUCCUCAUCAACAGCAGCAGCGUCUGGUUCCACAAAACCAUCAUCAACAACACCACCAGCACCACCAUCUCCCUCCUCGGUCGUUCAUCAGGUCGGCUCGAGGCAAGGUACUCGCACACGCACACGCACCCGGCGCAACGUGUCUUCCUCAGCUUCUGGUUCUCAUCGCACACCGCGCUACACCAAUGAGGAUCACCCCAUGGCACCUCACAACCUCGCAGCUCGUGGCUACCACUCGUUUCGCUGCCUCGGCGUCCCAUUCCACGUCAAGCAGCGUUACGCAUUCGUUCGCGAGCUCGGCAUCGGUGCUUACGGCUGCGUCGCUCUCUGCCGUGACGAGGUGCUUGAAUGCAAUGUCGCCAUCAAGAAGGUCACGCGCAUUUUCGAAAAGGACGUCCUUGCACGCAGAGCCCUUCGUGAGGUGGCUCUACUCCGUCACAUUGGCUUGUGCGACAACGUCACCGCCUUGCUCGAUUUUGACACGGCUUUCAUCGACUUUUCCGAAAUCUACCUCGUCCUCUCGGCGAGCGAAGCCGAUCUCUCGCAGAUCAUUCGCUCCGGUCAGUCGCUUUCCGAUGCACACCACCAGUACUUCAUGGCUCAGAUCUUGAGAGGCGUCCGGUAUAUGCACGCCGCCAAGGUCAUUCACCGCGAUCUCAAGCCCAGCAACUUGCUCGUCAACGGCGACUGCGCCCUUCGCAUCUGCGAUCUCGGCCUGGCUCGUGCCUACGCUGAUUCCGACGAGUUCCUCGCUCCGCCCGCUUCCACCUCUGACGACACCGAGUCCAAGCCAAGAUCCAUCAGCAGCAGAAGCAGCACCGACGGUGACCGUCCCGACCCGCAACAGUCCACAGUCAGCCUUGACGAAGAAUCAUCGCAGGCCCAGUCACAAUUGCAGCAGCAGCAGCAGCCUCGUUCUGGUUCGGCGCACUCGCCUUCGCCCGCUUCUGACCUCCACGUGCAGCUCUACAAGACCGACUCCAAGGGCAAGCAGAAGCGUCUCAACUUUCCUGGUGGUCCGCUCACCGGCUAUGUUGCCACAAGAUGGUACCGUGCACCCGAAGUCAUGCUCUGCUUCCGCGAAGGAUACGGCUCCGAAAUGGACAUGUGGUCUGUUGGCUGCAUUCUCGCCGAGCUCAUCGCCGGCGCACCCAUCUUUGGCGGCAAGGACUACGUCGACCAGAUUGCACGCAUCAAUAAUGUCCUCGGUUCACCCUCGGAAGCUGUUCUCGACAAGAUCGGCUCCGAGCGCGCAAAGACCUACAUCAAAUCGCUCCCCAACAUGCCCGCCGUGCCUCUGGAGAAACUCUACCCGAACGCCAACCCGGAAGCGCUCGAUCUGGUCGCGAAGCUGCUCACUUGGGAUCCUGAUCAGCGGCUCACCGCCGAACAAGCCUUGCGUCACCCUUGGCUCAAGGCCUAUCACGAAUCGAAUGCACGCUGGCAACCACCCCAGCCGUUUGACAAAUUUGCCGAGGUCGAGUUUAUCCACUCGUUGCGCCAGUUCAAGUCGAGCUUGCAGCGCGAGGCCGACGAGAUGCGCAUGGAGCUUGAGGAGCUCGAGCGCGAGGAGUUGGAGCAUCUUGGCAACGGUGCAUCCAGCCAUACCGAUGAGCAGCACGCCGCCACCACCCAUACAAAUGGCAACGGCGUUCCCGAUGCAGCGGCGCACCAGAAUGGCGAGCUUAGUCUGCAGCCCUCGAAUGGUGCCAAUGGCCACGCUGGCGACGAGAGCAGUCGUGAUGCGAGCCAGCAGGACGAAACGCAAAAGCAGGCAGAGUCCCUUUCGGACUCGGGAAACGUCCAGCGGGCAGAUGACGUGGUCGACCACACAGCGCACUCGCUGCGCUCCAGCGUUGACGCCGAUGCCCCGUGCUCCGAAGUCUCCUCCCACCGUGCUGACCAAGAGGCCGGCACUGAUGCUGUCGAAGGCGAUGCCGACGCGCUCUCGUGCAGUGCGUCUACGCAGUCUGGCCAUCUACCGGCUGACGCCGCCUCGUCGAGUUCUUCGAGCCACACCCCUUCGUCCACGUCGGGAGCGAGCGCCGACGAGGCCGAGCCGCCCUCGCCUCGCCUUUAUGAGACGUGCCGAAUGUCGACCGCGCUCAAGAGCCGCGCUGAGCGUUUCGAGGAAGGGAAAGCGCUGCGAAAGCCACCUUCGUUUUUUCGGCUAGGGCAUGAAGCGGAAGGACGCGCGUUUAGCAAGCUGACCUCGGACGAGGUCGAGCAGCAAUACAACGACGUCUUCAUGCCCAAGCAAGUCCUCACCGUGGCACGUGGGCUGGUCGAGUACCAGUCUACAGCAGCAAUUGCCAUGCGUGAAGCGGCUUCUCCUUCCAUCCACUCUCAAGCGAACCACGACUCAACUUCUAUUACCGGGCAACAGCCAGAGCCCGACGGCAUGCUGUCCAGGAGCAGUACCAUCAAGGCUUUCACUGCGUCGGCAGAUGUGGGUAGCGGAGCAUCGAACGUUGCCUCGAGCAGAGCUUCGUCGGUGUCAUCCUCAACAGCAGCAGGUGGGCGGGCAAGUGGUGCAGCCAGCACACCUUCGCUCGGCCAGAGUCUGUUGGACGAUACGGUCUUCGCGCCUGUCGAUGGACCUUCAAACGGUCUCAAGAGCGUCAGUUCGCAACGACACGGUAAACAGCUGGUUGUGCUGCAAGACUCAAUCGUCCAGUCGUCGGUCAGUCUGAUGCGGGAGAUGAUUGGUCGCUCUGCUCGACGCAACCAUGCUCUGCUGGUCGUUGCUGCCCUUCGUCAGCCCGAGACGUACCUCGAUGGGAUCGACGCUAAGCGCGUUGCUGUCAUCGACGCCACGGGUCUAUGCAACGUGUUUGCUGCGGAGGCAGAGGCGACCCCGUCGGUCCAGCAGCUCAUCGAUCGAAUCGGCGGCCAACUUUCGGCACUCAAUGCGAAUAUGUCCAAGACCACGGUGUUCAUCGACUCGCUCAGUGCUAUUGCGCGUGCGGCCGCAGACGAGGGUGGUAUUGCAUCAGCCAGCCGACUUGUCCGCGAGACGCUGGGGCGAGUCGGAGCAUCUUCGCGUGUGGUCGUCGGCGUGCAGUUGGGCGGCGAAGAAGCGUCGACGAGCGCAGGCCUGCUGUCGAGUCUGCACUCUCCAUUGAUUUGGGGCUCCCCUACGGCUUCGUCCACCACUUCUGCAGCUGCACCAGGCGGGACCGUGCUGUCUGCCACGAUCCACCCUCCUGCCCUCGUUCGUCACAUUGUCAAGCAGUAUAGUCUCAAGCCGCCCUCCACUUCUUUGAGUGUGAGGCGGGCGUUGGGUUUCGACGACGGCGAUGACGAGGCGGAGGAGGUGGAUGCGAGGUUCUGGGAUGUGCUCAGGAACGUGGCUGCUCGAGGGCCGAUGGGUGUUGCUGCUUACGAGGCGGGCGGGGGUACGCAAGGGUGGUGGAGUGGCGAGAGCUGUGCGUUUGAGGGGUUGAGUAUUGCCGAGAGCGGCGGUCAGGAUCAGAACAGCAACAGUAGUGGGCGGGUCUCCGCUGGAGUGAUCACUCUGGCAGACCUGCUGAACCCGCAACGCACGGGGUAUGCUAUUUUGGAAUGCCACUACCAGGCGAGAAACGGGAAGUGCUACGAGGAGCUGGUGGCGGCAGUAACUGUGCCGUCCGAUUCGUCGCUGGCCCUUGUUCCGUUGGACGUGGUUGAUAGGGCUGCUCUUGCCAGUAGUGCUACACCGGCAGCCGCAUCCUCGGCGCCUGCAAGUGGAGAUGCACACAGCUCGAUGAUCUCCACUCUCCCGUUCAACCUGGGCGAAACAAUCGACCAGCGGCAGAGGCGGGAAACUGUCCCCUUGCCCUUUGCGUAUCAUCAGAACUCGACGCCGGAUGCAGACCUAGCAGCAGGUGGAGGUGGAGCAGCCUUGAGGGGCAACACGGGCAACGCAAAGAUCUUCUUCGAGCCGGAAGACGACGACGAUGAGGACGACGAGGAUCCGGAUGAUGAUCUGGAUCUCUAG